Cokeromyces recurvatus is the source of this 192-nucleotide messenger RNA. RefSeq lists its product as uncharacterized. The record is from RefSeq and is a predicted model, not a curated record. Lineage: Eukaryota; Fungi; Mucoromycota; Mucoromycetes; Mucorales; Mucoraceae. The transcript has 3 exons. Bases 1 to 192 code for a protein of 63 amino acids.
AUGUCUGAUAGGAAUAAAGCACAUCUAGAAAAACUCAUUCAAGAAGCAAAAGUACUUAAUGCUGAAUUAUCUCAUAUAAGAUCUACUACAGCUUUGUAUGAGCGUCAUGUACCUUCUUCAAAUAUAUUCUUUUUAGCAGAUAAUAAUGAUCUCGUAAAAUCUAAAAGUAUUCGUAAUGUAUUCAUUGUGUAG